GGGAGGAAGAAGGGAAUGAAACAUGUUUCAAUAGUUUUAUAAUUUUUAUAAUUUUAUUAUUCGUUUUAAUCAUUUUAUUAAUUUUAAUUCAACAACUGACAUGUCGAGAUGGACGAGGUACAGAAAGAAAAAAGAUGCAUUGAAUGCAGGGGAUGAAAGUGGGGCCAGUGAUUUGUCAGACACCGAGCCGUCAUCUGACUCCGAUUCCGACAGACAGCAGCCUGCACCGAAGCGUGGACGAAAAGAGUCUUCCUCUUCUUCCUCUGAGAGCGAUGAUUCCUCUCAGCCAUCGGGGUCUGGUGAUGAGAAUGCGGAUUCACAAGAUGAAGAAGAAGAGAUGCAUCAUGGUGAAGAUGAUGAAGGAGAACAGAAUGGUGGACAGAUUGUUGAUGAAGUUUUGGUGGGAGGAGAUCCUGAAGAUAAUUUAGAAGUGCCAAACAAUGAAGGGAAUGAUGGAGAAGCAGGGCAACAAGGACCACAACAAGAUGAGGAUGAUGAUAGUUCAGUUGAUGAAAAUGAUAAUGACAUUGUCAGCGACAGCAGUAGUGAUGAAGAAACUUCUAGUGAAAGUGAGAAUGAGAGCGAUGAUGAAUCAGAUGAAUCCGAUGAAUCAGAUGUUGAUUAUGAAGGUGGUAAUGCUCCCAAUGGAGAUAUUCCCUUGUAUGCAAAUGCUCGUAUCUCUGUCAUGGAAUCGAUUAUAAUGAUUCUUACCUUGUCAAUAACUUUUAGUCUAAGUGGAGCUUGUUUAGCUAAAAUUCUGGAACUCAUUGAGCUUCACUGUCCACCUGUCAAUAACUGUAUUACUUCCCUUUACAAAUUCAAGCAACUUUUUAUAGAUAUUGGCAGGAAUUGUCUUGUAUUGCACUACUAUUGUGAGAGAUGUUUUAAGAAACUCCAAAACAAAAACUCCAUUUGCAAUCAAUGUAAUAAUGAAACCAAAGUCGCUUUUUUUGUGGAGGUUCCUAUACUUAACCAACUCCAGAGAAUGUUUUUGAGGCCCGGUUUCCUAGAAAUGUUAAUGUUCAGGUUUAAUGGGCAGAAGAAAGAUGCUAACAAUUUUGAAGAUAUAUAUGAUGGUCGUCUUUACAAAGAGAAUAUGGGUGAAGAAUUUCAGCCAGGUCAUUAUAAUAUAUCUUUUAUGUUUUACACUGAUGGGAUAAGUAUUUUCAAAUCAAGCAAAUUUUCAGUGUGGCCCGUGUUUUUAGUCAUUAACGAACUGAAUUACAAAACGAGAACUCGGAAAGAAAACAUCCUGUUGGCAGCUCUGUGGUUUGGGAAAUCCAAACCAAAACCGAACUUGUUUCUGAAGCCUCUCCAAAAAACUUGCAGAAAGUUUAGAGAUGGUGUUCAACUCAAUGUACCCAAUGGACCUCCUGUUUCUGUUAAGGCAACUAUGAUUUGUAUGACUUGUGACUUACAAGCCAAGGGAAUAUUCUUACGUCAAAAAUUGUCAAAUGGUUACUAUGGCUGCAGCAAAUGUCUGUCAAGAGGUGUGAGAAUUCCUGUGGGAAGAUCAUCAGUUCAUGUGCAUCAACAUAUAAGACCCCAGCAAAUGCAGCUCAGGAAAAAUAAUGAAGUUAGAGACCUUGCACUAAACAAACAAUUUGGGUACAAAGGAAUUUCAUUGUUAUAUUUCCUUAUGCCUUCCAUGGUGGCUGGGACUUGUAUCGACAUUAUGCACCAGAUUUUUUCAGGACUGAGUAAGCUGUUAGUCAAACUGUGGUUUGAUCCCAGCUUUUCGGGUCAGCCCUAUUCAUGUACCAGGAUGAUUGAUAUUGUGAAUGAAAGGUUGUCAAGCAUUGUGCCUCCUAGCUUUGUUGAACGCUUUACAAGGACUUUGACUGAUAGGAAGCUAUGGAAGUCAAAAGAGUACAAGUUAUGGUUCUUUUAUUAUUCAAUAGUUGUUAUGCAAGGUAUUUUAGAAGAUGUAUAUUUAGAUCAUCACAUAAAAUUGGUUUCCGCUUUAUCAUUGUUGUCACUGGACAGUAUUUCUCCUGAUCAAAUAGAUUCAGCAGAAGAGCUUCUUCUUGAGUAUAUAAAAGACUUUCAGAACCUCUAUGGUCUACGGUACAUGGGAAUGAAUGUGCACAUGCUGGCCCAUCUAUGCGAUAUGGUACGAGAUCUUGGGCCCCUCUGGGUUUACUCGUGCUUUUUUCUGGAAGCUCUAAAUGGGCAAAUAAUCAAGCUUGUUCAUAGCCCCUUCCAACCUGCUCUUCAGAUAUGCUCCUCAGCCUCUUUAUUCCUUAGUUUGAACACUAAAAUUGACAGCCUUCUAGCUGAUUCUGUUGCCAGAAAUUUCUGUGUUAAGCUAAGGUCUGGAGCUCCUGAUAAAAAAAUUGUAGAACAUAUAAAUGAUAAACUUAAGAUAGUAGGUCGCCCUGCCUUUCAAUACAAUGUAUCAGCUGCAACAAUCCAGGUCCUUAUGAAUAGAUUUAACGUUGCUAAUAGUCACUUUCAGUCCUUCUUUAGAUUAAGAAAAAGUGGUAUUGUUUACACAAGUGAGAAACAACAGGCUACCAAGAGGUGUUCUAUGUAUGCUUCAUUUGUGAAAGAUGGCGUGCCAUUCCUUGGGAAAAUCAGAGACUAUGUAAGAGUGUCAACUUGUGUUUGUACAAAGAUUUGUCUCUGCAUGCCAGCUCGUUACUUCUGUGUGGUGCAAAUUUAUGAAAGAAUACCUUGGAGAAUUCAUGAUGUACAAAAUGUUCGCAUCAGUUACUUAACAGCAGUUGCACCUACUGAUAAUGUACUUGCCUUUACUUGCGAUGAGCUCCAAGGACCAUGUUUUUACAUGAAAACAAAUAAUUUUGAAUAUCUGGCAACACGAGUAAAUAGAUUGGAAUAUGAGUGA
Thrips palmi is the source of this 2848-nucleotide messenger RNA. RefSeq lists its product as uncharacterized. The transcript has 3 exons. The record is from RefSeq and is a predicted model, not a curated record. The coding region runs from base 101 to 2848 and encodes 915 amino acids. Lineage: Eukaryota; Metazoa; Arthropoda; Insecta; Thysanoptera; Thripidae.